Molecule: messenger RNA, 3283 nt
Organism: Xiphophorus maculatus (southern platyfish)
Lineage: Eukaryota; Metazoa; Chordata; Actinopteri; Cyprinodontiformes; Poeciliidae
Gene: jupa
Product: junction plakoglobin-like
Exons: 16
Coding region: 177-2342 (721 amino acids)
Biological process (GO): cell adhesion; positive regulation of transcription by RNA polymerase II
Cellular component (GO): adherens junction; catenin complex
Molecular function (GO): cadherin binding; transcription coactivator activity; protein phosphatase binding
Source: RefSeq, a predicted model, not a curated record
CACUACGAUUUUUUGUUCAGACCGCUGUCGACGAGCGACAUUUGCAGGGGGAGAGAAGUCUAUAGAAAGACGAACAAGUGUCCCCCAGAACUGACCCCGGCCUGGGAUUAUCUGAAAAUCUAUUGUGUGAUUUCUAAAGGUUGGCUCCGUCGUUGCUCCUUUGAUAACGGACAAGGAUGGAGAUGCACAUGAGCGAGAUGGAUAGUGGCAUGGUAAAGGUCAAGGAGUGGAAUCAGUCAUAUUACGGUCACGACUCGGGCAUCCAGUCUGGGGCCACCACCAUCAGAGACGAUGACGGCGACUACAAAACCACCACGCGUUAUGUCACAACCACCACUGUCACCAAAGAGCAGCCCGACUUGGAGACCCAGUACACACUGAGCAGAGCUCAGCGUGUUCGGGCUGCGAUGUUCCCCGAGUCGAUGGAAGAAAGCACCACCAUCCUGUCGACCCAGACAGACCCGUCCCAGAUGACCAACGUCCAGCGGCUGGCCGAGCCCUCCCAGAUGCUCAAACAGGCCAUCAUCCAUCUGAUCAACUACCAGGACGAUGCCGAGCUGGCCACCAGGGCCAUCCCGGAGCUCACCAAGCUGCUCAACGAUGAAGAUCAGGUGGUGGUCAGCAAGGCGGCACAGAUUGUGAACCAGCUCACCCAUAAGGAGGCCUCCCGCCGCGCCCUGAUGCAGUCCCCUCAGAUGGUGGCGGCGGUGGUCCGGGCUUUGCAGAACUCAAACAAUAUGGAAACCACCAAGGCGGCAGCCAGCAUCCUCCACAACUUGUCCCACCAGAGGGAGGGCCUGCUCGCCAUCUUCAAGUCAGGAGGCAUCCCCGCUCUUGUCCGCAUGCUCAGCUCUCCGCUAGAGUCUGUGCUGUUCUACGCCAUCACCACACUUCACAACCUGCUGCUGCACCAGGAGGGAGCCAAGAUGGCCGUGCGUCUGGCCGACGGACUGCAAAGGAUGGUCCCGCUGCUGAAGAAGACCAACCCUAAGUUCCUGGCCAUCACCACAGACUGUCUGCAGCUGCUGUCGUAUGGCAACCAGGAGAGCAAGCUGAUCAUUCUCGCCAACGGAGGUCCCGAAGGUCUUGUUCAAAUCAUGAAGACCUACAACUACGAGAAGUUGCUUUGGACCACGAGCCGCGUCCUCAAAGUCCUCUCUGUGUGCCCCAGCAACAAACCAGCCAUUGUUGAGGCUGGUGGGAUGCAGGCUCUUGGUAAACACCUGCAAGGCUCCAGCCAGCGUUUGGUGCAGAACUGCCUGUGGACCCUGAGAAACCUGUCGGAUGCUGCAACAAAGCAGGAAGGAGUUGAACCCCUGCUGCAGACUCUGGUGGGGCUCCUCGGCGCAGAUGACGUCAACAUGCUCACCUGCGCCACUGGCAUCCUGUCUAACCUCACGUGCAACAACAGCAACAACAAAUCUCUGGUCACCCAACACAACGGUGUCGAGUCGCUGAUCCACGCCAUACUGCGUGCCGGGGAGAAGGAGGACGUGUCUGAGCCGGCGGUUUGCGCCCUGCGACAUCUGACUUCACGCCACCAGGACGCCGAGUUGGCGCAGCACGCCGUGAGGAACCACUACGGCAUCCCAGCUAUCGUCAAGCUGCUCAACAUGCCCUACUACUGGCCAGUCAUCAAGGCUGCUGUUGGGCUGCUCCGCAACCUGGCCUUGUGCCCAGAAAACCAGGCUCCCCUCAGAGAUGCAAACGCCGUCCCCCGUCUGGUCAACCUGCUGCUCAAGGCCCACCAGGACAAUCAGAAAUCUGGUUCAUCCCCUCAGCAGGCUUACCAGGAUGGAGUGAGGAUGGAGGAGAUUGUGGAGGGUUGCACAGGAGCCUUGCACAUCCUGGCAAGAGAUCCCAUAAAUAGAAGUCAAAUUGCCAACUUGGACACAAUUCCACUCUUUGUCCAGCUCCUCUACUCCCCGGUGGAGAACGUGAAGCGUGUGGCGGCAGGCGUUCUGUGUGAGCUGGCCCUGGACAAACAGUGUGCUGAAGCUAUUGAUGGAGAGGGAGCUUCAUCUCCACUGAUGGAGCUACUGCACUCUAACAAUGAGGGCAUUGCUACCUACGCUGCUGCUGUUCUCUACCGCAUUUCCGAAGAUAAGAACGCCGACUACAAGAAGCGCGUCUCCGUGGAGCUCACACACUCUCUGUUCAAGCACGACCCUGCAGCCUGGGAGUCGGCCCACAACACUAUCCUGGAAGGAGGCUAUCAAGAUGAACCAGACGGUUACGCACCCUAUGCAUACCAAGGUGAAAUGCCAAUGGAUGGCUAUGACGGACAAAUGAUGGGGGAAGACUUUCAAGGAAUGAACUACAACAGACCCUUUGAUUAUUAACGGAUGUUGGACGAGAGGAGAGGCUGAAGACCUGAAGAGGGAUUCUGUGGUAAAGAGAAGAGAAAACGUUCACUCCCUCUGCUCUCCACCUGCUGUAAAAUAUGCAAUUAUCGUCAAAUAUGGGACUCAUAAUCUUAACAGGGCUCAACUUUGUGUUUUUUUUUUUUAUAGAAAGAAUAAUUGAUUUUUAAUAAUGACAGCUUUUAAGUUUUGGUUUUAAAAAUAACUUUUAGAAGUGUGUGCAUGCUCGUGUGUGUGAAUGUGUUUAGGCUUCUGGGUGGGUGGUCUAUGCCAAAGAGAUUUUUGUUUUGUGAUGAUAAUCAUGUAGCCUACUUUUUAUUAUUAUUUUAACAAUCCAGAAAUAAUAUUUGAGAACACUACCAGAGGUGGCUCAAUGUGCACAGUGCACCUAUUCGCUUCUCUGUUUUAGGCCUUUUUUUUUUAACAUCACUGUUUUGACUGUAGUUUUGACACUUUGUACCGUCGUCGUUCUCCCGCCGCGAGCCAGAAAUCGAUUCACUAACUUGUUCUUCAGGUGAUAAUUCAACAGAAGGGAACAAAGAUGCUUAAAGCGACCUGACCUGACCUGAGCUGUUGGCUACUCUUAUGUAAUCAGUUGUUUUACUAAAACUGGAGAUGUUUUUCUUUUCUGAUUUACUGUUUUUAUAAGUUGUUCACUUGGGAGAACUUCGGUGUAUAUCUUCCAUAAAUUUAGCAGAGAUGUCUUUUUUUGUUUGUUUUUGUUUUUUUUGAAGUGAAUUUUAAAAGAAACUGAUCUGUAGCUGUGGUUGAAAUCACAACAAGGAUUGUUGGAGAUGAGAUGAUGGAGUCCGGAUGGCCCCGCAGCUGCCAGCGAACUACUGACAGGGAAAUCUUGCUUUCUAUUUCAUAAAGAGUUUUUACUGAGAUUUUGUUUAAUAAAAUAAAUGAUAUAUUAAAAA